This is a messenger RNA of Solanum tuberosum (potato), 1535 nucleotides long. Its product is annotated as E3 ubiquitin-protein ligase RNF170-like. The coding region runs from base 179 to 1111 and encodes 310 amino acids. Gene Ontology annotation, molecular function: metal ion binding; ubiquitin protein ligase activity. The transcript is spliced from 5 exons. The record is from RefSeq and is a predicted model, not a curated record. Lineage: Eukaryota; Viridiplantae; Streptophyta; Magnoliopsida; Solanales; Solanaceae.
CCGUAAAAGUGACGUUUCCCGUGAAAGAUGUAAAAACAAGAAAAGGAUAAGACCAGAAAGGUGAUGCUGGAAAGUGUGCGACUAGGAUCAAAAUUUCCGGCACGUCAUCAACAUUUCCGCAUAUAUAAAAACAACUUUCUAAACAGAAAAUUCUUCCAUUUCCAUCAUUUCUGCUAUCAUGAAGUUCUUCCUCAAUAGUAUUCCUUUACGAAAUCGUCGUCAAAACCCUAACCCUAUCCCACCUUCUCCAGCUAUGCUUUCUGACUUAGCUCCCGAUUCCGGUGAUGGACGACAGGAGGAAGCCGCCUCUUCCUCCUCCGCCGCCGUGAUGAAUUCGGACGACGAGGAGGAAGAUAUGGGAUAUGAGUCGCCUGAGAAUGAGGUGAGUACGACGUCGUUUUCAGGAACGGAGAUAGAGGAUGAGCAGGAAGGUAAUCGUGAACCGACAGCAGAGGAUGAGGACCGUCGGGAGCUGGAUGGUGCAUCUUCGAAGAGCCUUGUGGUUGUUGAGGCAGAGAAUGCGUUUUUGAGGACGGAGAAGCCUCCUACUGAUGAUUGUUGUCCAAUUUGCUUUGGAAAUUUUGUCGUUCCUUGCCGAGGUCCCUGUGGCCACUGGUACUGCGGAGGUUGCAUUUUGCAGUAUUGGAACUACGGUGCCGCACUUCAGCCCUGUAACUGCCCCAUGUGUUCGAGGAAGCUUACUGAUUUGACACCUGAGGCAUCAUUGUAUAGUCAGCAGGAUGCAGAAGUAAUUGAGGUUUUGAAAAAAGUUCGAAAGUAUAAUCGCCUUUUUAUAGGUGGCACUUAUGGCCUCAUGCUGAAGGUGCUUGGACUUCCCUUUUACAUGAAGAGAGUGUUUAAUGAAAUGAUGAAUCCUGACAGGCCUGGUGCUCAUUUGAACAAAUUGCGUAUUUUUGCUAUGUUCCUGGGACUCCUUUACACAUUCAGCCCCUUUGAUUUUCUCAGAAUAGGCCGUCAAAAUGUCAUUGAUGUGUUUGAUUAUUCUGCCAUUGCACUAUCCUCAGUGUUAUAUUUGGUUGGGCUGUAUCUUCGACGAAGGCGUUUCCGCCAUGUUAGGGAAAUGGCUGAGGCUGAUUUUGCUGCUCAUUGACAGCUGCCAGCUGGUGAAGCAAAUAUUUGUCGUCAACUCAUUGUGGAGCUUGAAGAUUUUGGAUUUCUAAAGAUCUUCCUCUGCUUUUGUGGUUGUGCGCUUUUGCAGAGUUUGAGAUGGUCUUGCCUUAUGAUGCAGUUCUCUUACAUUUACCUGCCAGUCUGUACAGAUAGAAUGUAGUGUUAUGAUGUAUAUACUCAUUUAGUUGAUCGCUUUUCCACUUCCGUCAUAUAUUCUUGAAUCUGAAUGGAAUAUAGUCUCAUUAGAAAACUACCGGCUUGUUGUACUAAUAAUGAGUCUUUUUCACCUUACCUUGAACAAGACCUAUUCUACAGGCUCUUGCUAUUAUGUUGUGUCCUUAAGUUUUAGGAGUUUGUCUUCUUACCAACUUCUGUUUUCUUUAUAUUACUACUGCUAUUUUCUU